AUGCGACUUCUCAGUUUGGCGUGGCUUCUUCCGGUGGCAUUUGCUGCUCCGGAUAGGGCGCGGUCCAAUAUCGCGACCACCGUGAAGAGAGACGGCAUCACCUACAAUGUCUUCCAUCACCGCGCGACCGGCGCAACACUCGAGUUCGUCAAGAACUCGGGCAUCUGCGAGACGACUCCUGGGGUGAACCAGUACUCAGGAUAUCUUUCGGUCGGCGAGAACAUGAACAUGUGGUUCUGGUUCUUCGAGUCUCGCAACGAUCCCAAAAAUGCCCCCCUGGCGGCCUGGUUCAACGGCGGUCCCGGGUGCUCGUCGAUGAUCGGACUAUUCCAGGAACAUGGACCCUGCAAAUUCAAGGAGGGCGAGUCGAAGCCGUCGCUGAACCCACACAGCUGGAACAACUUUGCGAACAUGAUCUACAUUGACCAGCCCAUCGGGGUUGGGUUCUCCUACGGAACCAACAACGUCACCAGCACCGUGACGGCCGCUCCCUACGUCUGGAAGUUGCUGCAGGCUUUCUAUGACAAAUUCCCCGAGUAUGAGAACCGAGACUUUGGCCUCUUCACCGAGUCCUACGGCGGACACUACGGGCCAGAGUUUGCCUCCUACAUCCAGGACCAAAACAAGGCGAUCGACAACGGAUCUCUCAAGGCACAGAAGAUCAAUUUGGUAGCACUGGGCAUCAAUAAUGGUUGGUUCGACACGAGCAUCCAGGAACAGUCCUACAUAGACUUCGCCUCCAACAACAGCUAUCGCCCGCUGAUCUCCGAGAGGCAGCGAGAUGGCUACCUGAAGACCCUGAAGGAUGCCUGUCUACCCGCGGUCGAUAAAUGCACCAAGACUGGUACCAACGCCGCCUGCCGCGAAGCCUCGAACACCUGCUACUCAGCCGUCGAGGGUCCCAUCCAGGAAGCUGCCGACUUCGAUGUAUACGACGUACGCCAGCCUCGCAAUGACCCCUACCCACCCUCGACCUACAGCGACUACCUUGCUGAUGCGGAGGUCAAGAAGGCCAUUGGAGCGCGCGCCAAAUACCAGGAGUGUGCCAAUGGACCGGGCCAGAAAUUCUCGGCCACAGGUGACAAUCCUCGAUCAUUCUUGCCCGCCCUCACGGAAGUGGUCAAGUCUGGCAUUUCGGUGUUGGUCUGGGCCGGUGACGCCGACUGGAUUUGCAACUGGAUGGGCAACUACGACGUGGCCAAUGCCGUGGAGUUCGACGGACAGAAGGAAUUCCAGGGCAAGUCGUUGGAGCCGUACAAGGUGGACGGCAAGGAGAAAGGCCAGUUCAAGACGGUCGACAACUUGUCUUUCCUGCGUGUGUACGGGGCUGGGCAUGAGGUGCCUUAUUAUCAACCGGAAAUCUCGUUCCAGGCAUUCAAGCAGACGCUGCAGAAGAAGCCUAUUUCUUCUACGUAG
Molecule: messenger RNA, 1416 nt
Organism: Aspergillus tanneri
Lineage: Eukaryota; Fungi; Ascomycota; Eurotiomycetes; Eurotiales; Aspergillaceae
Gene: cp6
Product: putative carboxypeptidase S1
Exons: 5
Coding region: 1-1416 (471 amino acids)
Biological process (GO): proteolysis
Cellular component (GO): fungal-type vacuole
Molecular function (GO): serine-type carboxypeptidase activity
Source: RefSeq, a predicted model, not a curated record